UUUCCUUCUUCUUCAAGUUAUGUCAUACCAUCCUCUACUUCACUCUCUGAAUUUUCAAAAACAAAACUUUACUAUCUGUGACUGACUCUAUAUUUCUUACACACACACACGCAAACACAAAAUCUCAGCCAACCCAGAGCAGAGUUUGUGUUCUUCAUCAUCAUCAAAGAUCAUUAAACACUCAAAAAGUCUCAGACUUUCCCUUUCAUUGAUUCAUCCACCUUCAUUCUGCGCCCAAUAAAAGCAACCCCACCAACACAAACAUGCGUCGUGGAACUGGCCGUGGCAGAGCUAGGAGCACCGGAAUCAAGUGGGUUCAAAAGUUGACCAGUGAUUCAGUGCAUCGUCACAGCCCUGAGACUGUUGGUGGUGAGGAUGGAUCCUCCAUAGUCAAAAGGAAUAAUUCACAGCAAAGGUCACUGGGUAGUGUUCCAAAGAACUCCGAGCAUAAACCCAAAUUAGGUAGCAGAAACCGGCAAGAGUGGCAUUCACAUGGCGGCAAAGAUGGUUUUGCUAAUAUAGUGAGGUCUCAACAAGGAAUAAAUUCACCAGAGAGUGUAGGCAGUAGAUCAAAACAAUUCAAGUGCAUAGGUACUCCAGAUUCAGCCCAUAAACAGGAUUUUCUUCAAUUGUCUGGGCGGUCUGAUUCUGAGGACUUGGAUGCAGGGAGAAUUCAGAGUGGGAAAAUCUUAAGUGUCAGUUUGGAGGUGAACAUGGAAUUCAAGUUGAAAAUUUCUGUCCAUCAGGAUGAGACUCAGGUCCUUUCUGUAUCUGCUAAAAAAUAUGAGCCUUCUUCAAGCAAGGAUCCAAAAAGUUCUGCAGGCCAUAAAAAUUUAGAGCAUUCUGAGCACUCUGCAAUGCUUGACUCUCUUGAUCUCUGCCCAACCAAAUCUGAGAAAACUGUUAUGCUCAAACCUCCUUUACUAGUACAGAAUAGAGGAAGGCGGAAUGAAAUCAAGUCCUCCUUGGAGGGGCAAAAUGGAAUUGUGUUGAGGGCUGGGAUGGUCCUUCUAAAGAGUUACAUAUCAUUCAGUGAUCAGGUCAAAAUAGUAAAUAAAUGCCGAGACCUUGGUCUGGGUCCUGGAGGUUUCUACCAAACAGGUAACCGUGAUGGAGCAAAACUGCGAUGGAAGAUGUACCUCGGUAAAAAUUGGGACCCUGAGACAGGUAACUAUGGAGAUCACCGUCCAGUUGAUGAGGCUAAACCACCCACUAUACCUGCUGAAUUCUAUGAGUUAGUAAAACAAUCAAUUGAAGAUUCCCAUUCCCUUAUUCAGAAAAAUUCCAAAUCAAGCAAUGUAGAAAGCAUACUUCCCUGGAUGUCACCAAACAUUUGUCUUGUAAAUUAUUACUCUGAAAAUGGUCGACUUCGUCUCCAUCAGGAUCGUCGUGAAAGCCAAGAAAGUCUUGCUAAAGGUUUACCUGUGGUCUCUUUUUCAAUUGGUGACAAGGCAGACUUCUUAUUCGGUGAUCAGAGGGAUGUUGACAAGGCAGAGAAGGUUGUGUUGGAAUCCGGAGAUGUUCUUAUAUUUGGUGGAAAAUCUAGGCUUAUUUUUCAUGGUGUUACAGCCAUUCACCCAAACAGUGCACCAAAGUCCUUGCUUGAAGAAACAAAACUCCGGCCUGGCCGAUUGAAUCUUACUUUCAGACAGUAUUGAAAACCUUGGUAUAUAUUUGGAA
Messenger RNA from Quercus lobata, 1680 nucleotides. RefSeq lists its product as uncharacterized. Gene Ontology annotation, cellular component: cytoplasm. Bases 264 to 1658 code for a protein of 464 amino acids. The record is from RefSeq and is a predicted model, not a curated record. NCBI's taxonomy places the organism in Eukaryota, Viridiplantae, Streptophyta, Magnoliopsida, Fagales, Fagaceae. Gene Ontology annotation, biological process: oxidative RNA demethylation. Gene Ontology annotation, molecular function: oxidative RNA demethylase activity; broad specificity oxidative DNA demethylase activity; ferrous iron binding. The transcript is spliced from 3 exons.